This is a messenger RNA of Epinephelus moara (kelp grouper), 2192 nucleotides long. It is a transcript of the gene ptf1a, whose product is annotated as pancreas associated transcription factor 1a. The record is from RefSeq and is a predicted model, not a curated record. Bases 1072 to 1893 code for a protein of 273 amino acids. Gene Ontology annotation, molecular function: protein dimerization activity; DNA-binding transcription factor activity, RNA polymerase II-specific; RNA polymerase II transcription regulatory region sequence-specific DNA binding. Lineage: Eukaryota; Metazoa; Chordata; Actinopteri; Perciformes; Serranidae. Gene Ontology annotation, biological process: regulation of transcription by RNA polymerase II; developmental process. The transcript has 2 exons.
AAUAAGUCUUCAUCUCAGUUAAAUUAAGUUUCUGGUUUCUGGGUGGAUGCAUCUGUUGCACAGAACCAUACUCAUUUGGUCACAGGGACUCCAACUGACGUCAGAGUUUUGCACCACCUCCUCCUCUUUAAUAAUAGGCUAUGAAAGUUUAUUUUGUCAGCGACACCUGUUGCUUUAAUAAGAGGAGAUAACGCCGUUAUUCUCGUGAUCUCACACGGCCUCAGUCUCCUGUUACAGCCGUUUCAUAGGUAGCAGGGGAUCAAAAUAGCCUACAGGCUAUAUUAAAAUAUUGAUAAGAUUUACAACUAAAAUAGCGUAAACCCAUCGUGGCUGUUUAAUGGCAUCUUAUGUUUUAAUGGUCAGUGGAAAAACUCUUGUGAAACUGUUACUGCAUAGUGGCUUGAGCAUUUGAAUGGAUAUAUCCUGCAACAGUUUAUCCUGUUAGUCACCUGGGAAGAGAAGCUGUGCUGUUGUUGUAGUCAGACAACUGCGAGGUCACGUUAACUUAUGUUCCCUAAAAUAUUGUAAUUCACAAUAGAACAAUUUCUACGAAAACCUGUUUUCCGCUAAAAGUCAUAUGGUUAUACACUGUGUUACUAUUCAGUAAAAAGCAAAAAAAGGCUGAGUCAUCACGUGGGGAAUGUAAUCUGAUCAGUGUCCUUAAUUUGGGGGAACAACUAGGCUACUUUAAUCUUGUUGUAGAGGACAUUUUAAAGCUUCGUUUAAAGGGAACUCUAAAUGGAGUGAUUUGUGAUCGGGGUCUGGUGCGGGGAACAGCCGGUGUCAGUGCAGAGUUGAGAUGUUAGCUGAAACCCGGACAGUUGAGGACAGGAGGCGUGGUGUUCUGGGGGAUUAUCCCGAGGUGCGCCUCGCGGACAGAGCUGUGAUUGGUUGGCACUCCUGGCAAGCGGCACGCGACUAUGGAUGUCGCUAUAAAGAAUCCUCGCGUGCCGGUUCUUCAACUAGAACUAACUGUUGACCGUGAGCAGCGAACACAGAGCAGCGAGUUGAUAAAAGAACACUGAGUCAUUGUUAGUGCAACAAGAGGAGAAAGCAGCAGCGGGGACAAAGAUGGACAGUGUGCUGGACCCUUUCUCUGGACUCGACUCUUUCUCCUCCCCUCCUUAUUUCGACGAUGACGAGUUUUUCACCGACCAGUCCUCAAGAGACGGACACUUGGACACUGAUGAUUUUUUGGAUGACGACGUCGACUUCCUCGCCAGUCACUUCCAAGACUAUUACAGCAAAGACGGCGGCAGCAGAGCAGCGCCUCACGAUGGAGACUACGACAUCGGCAACUUGUCAUUCUCCUCCUCAUCCUCCACCUUCUCCUACGGCUGCGCCGACAGCACCCCGGAUCUGUCCCCUCAGAUGAGCCAUCACGGCGGGCCGUUACUGAAGCGGAGGAGGCGGAUGAGGUCUGACAUGGAGAUGCAGCAGCUGAGACAGGCGGCCAACGUCAGGGAGCGGCGGAGGAUGCAGUCCAUCAAUGACGCGUUUGAGGGGCUCCGCUCCCACAUCCCGACACUGCCCUACGAGAAGAGGCUCUCCAAGGUGGACACUCUGCGGCUCGCCAUCGGCUACAUCAACUUCCUCGCCGAGCUCGUGCAGUCUGAUCUGCCCAUCAGAAACUCCAGCAGCGAGACGCACGCGCAGCCCAAGAAGGUCAUUAUCUGUCACAGAGGAACAAGGUCUCCUUCCCCCAGCGACCCGGACUACGGCCUGCCUCCCCUCGCCGGUCACUCUCUGUCCUGGUCGGAUGAAAAGCAACUCCGAGAGCAGAACAUCAUCCGCACCGCUAAAGUCUGGACACCGGAAGACCCCCGAAAGCUGCACAACAAAUCAGGCCUCACGGACAUUGAGAACGAGCCUCCUUUUGGCCUGGUGGCCUAAACAGAAACACCAGAGUUCCUCUGACUCCUUCUGUAAAACGCACAUUGUAAAUGUGAAGUGGAUUGUGAUAAUGCGCUUUUGAAAACGCAUUGCAAAAAAAUGUGAACACCAUGUGAGCUUAUUGUACAGUUCCCGAUAUUGUAUUCAAUGUUGUAAAUAGUUUUAUCAUGUUGAUAAUUUUAUUUUUGUAAUUCAGGCAACUGGCAAUCAUGUAUUUAUUUUUUUCACAAGUUAUAAUUUAUGUUUUUAAUUUAAUUGCAAUAAAUAAGAGAAAUAUUUUUAUAUCGUUGUACAGUGAU